Molecule: messenger RNA, 1788 nt
Organism: Lachancea lanzarotensis
Lineage: Eukaryota; Fungi; Ascomycota; Saccharomycetes; Saccharomycetales; Saccharomycetaceae
Gene: SSP1
Product: LALA0S10e01244g1_1
Exons: 1
Coding region: 1-1788 (595 amino acids)
Source: RefSeq, a predicted model, not a curated record
AUGGGUGAUUAUCACAGGGAGCAAGACCAAUUGUACUCCAAGCAGUCAUACGACAGACCCGAAUUGCUAGAACCGCAUCAUGAGCGAUACGACGGUGCAAAACGUCCCUUUUAUCGUGAAAGGGUUAUUGCGCCAGAACCACCCAAGUUUUUUGAUCGAGUAAAGUCAAAACUUAACCUUUUCCGUGGUUCCGAUAAUACAGAUGACAGUUCUAUGGAUCAAGGUUCGACCAUGACCCGCCAAAGUCAGUUGUGGAAUGCUAUAAAGCGGAAACCUAUCCAACUGAUCGUUGAAGACAACGAUGAUAGGGUGCACUUCAAUGACGGCAAUCUACCUGCUCCGAUUUUGGAAAGUGCGAACACAUUUCUCACAGACAACAAUCAAAAUUAUGGGCGUAAUGUUAAUUCUCCAAAGCGGAAAGACGUCAAUUCCAGCGUACCAUUGAGUGGAUCGCCUUUCGCAGCCACUGGUAUCAGCGAUUUCAUUGGUUUCGAAAACGAUAUUGUUGUCACGAAACCGGCGUCUCCGUGGGACAAAAUUGCCGCUAAAUCGUCCUUAAAGGGUUCAACAACGCUUCAUACUAUUCAAAAGCGCUUGUUGCAAGUCUCAGCGAGGAAGUCAGAAGUUUCCAAAAGCUACCAAAAACUCCUAAAAGAGUUGAACGAGUGGUGGGAAGACACUAUUGAAGCAGAAGAAAACAUGGAUCUGGUUGUAGAUUUACAAAAACUGUUCCACGAAGAUCUGAUGUUCGAGCAAAGGCUAUCUAACAAGCUCAAAGAGAUAUCAAAGGCCCUCGAAUUCACCAAAAUGCGAGAAGAAGAGAUGCUCCAUGAGCGCAAAGAAUUGCAACACAUCAUCAGGAAGUAUGGUCAGACGCGGGCUAAGAAAGGCAAUAACAGUGAAGAAGCUCAUUUUUUGAAAGAGAAGGUUAUCACAAGACAGAAUUCGUUGUCGACCAUAACAUCCCACUACCAACAGUCUUUGUGCACCACGGCUCGAGAGCUUUUUGUCAAUGCAAGCGUUGAAUACUUCGAGACGGCAUCAGAUGUGAAAGAAGCCAGUAAGAGUUUCUUCCAAAAUUCGGUAGAGUAUUUGCGAACAAUUCAAGCGGGAAAUAUAGAACAGCAUAUCGAAGAUCUAAGAAGAAAGCGUGCUGAUAAGCAUUGGUCAAAGCUUACACCACAGGAAAGAGAUGAUCCUAACAGGCUUGUGGAGAUCAUGAGCGGCAUGUACAACGGUCAAGAUUCCUUGAUGAGAUGUGUCAACAAGAAAGUACCGCUGAAGGCCGCUCCUAAAAUGUCCAACAUUUCCGAAAAGGAAAACAUGGCCCAAAAAGAAGACCAAGGAGAGCUCAAAUUGGAAUUUAGAACCGGUUUGGAAGAAUCUCUAUCCCAAUUUCCCAGUGAAAGUAAUAAUAAGUCCGUUGCAGAAGAAAGCUUUGCCAAAAUGUCGGAUUACGCAAAAAUUAGAGAGAAAAGAAGUAUCCAGGGCACAUCACUCGGCUCUAAUCGGACACUAAGAUGCGAGGGUUUCACGCAAAACUACCCUGAUAAAAAUCUCUCACGUCUUCCUUAUCCUGAUACAUCAGAUACUCUCCGAGCCCAUAUCGAAAAUAUGAAAACUGGGCUCAAAGCUAGGAAAGGAACGGUUGACAUGGAGCUUUCAAAUUUUGAUGACGAGGGCAUGAUCAUAGAACUUGCUCAAGGUAAAAAUGAUCUUCCCAGGGAUGUCUACGAACCUGAACAAGAAUUGAACCGCAACAGAUGGAUAGAAUCUCCCAGAGUAUAG